AUGAAUCCGACCCAGGAUUUACUUCAUCGCUCAAUCACAUCCCCGCGAAGAGAGGACAGACGGUCUCGCGAGACAUCGACCUACUCAUCUCCUGUGUCUACCUCGUCCCAAGGAGGGGUUUCCCCUAUUGGUCUGGGGAUCUCCCACUGCGAAAUCGAAAAUGCCUUUGGACAACUGAAAGUCUUCCCUCCCCCAUCUACACUGCCAUCACAACUGGUUCCUGGAGCACCAACCACCUUCGCAUAUGAUGACUAUACCAGCGGAACAUGUUAUCCACCAGUUUACAAUGGACUCGCCAACAGUGCUUCGGAGACCUCACUAGGGUUCUACAGCCCCACGAUGAGCGCCUCCCCCAGUUACAAUCCUACUAUGGAGGUUGUUCAAAGCCAGCAUGUCUACCCCAGUCAACUGACCGACCUUUGGAUGCACACACCUUGCUCGGGACCGGCAAAGCCAUCGGAUGUUACUCUAGGCACUGUAGCGAACGGAUCAGGACAAUGGGGCCAGAACGUGUUUCCGGAUGCGUGUGUUCCCUCCACGAUGCCCCUGUUGCCAGUCAACAACGUUCCCUACCUUGGAGCUAUGGAGAUGGGAUACGACAGAUCCUCCGGGCAGCACAUCAACACAGGACUAGUCGUACCUCCACCACAAGCAUCUGCCGAUAGGAUCGCCGAUGGGGCCACAAUCUCGAGCAAUAGUGAGCGCGGCUCACCAAAUGACAGGCUAGUGUCUGCCAGCGGCCUGGAAUGCCCGAUCUGUGGAGCCAAAUUCACCCGACGCUCCAACUGUAAGGAGCACCAAAAGAUGCACAACCCCGAAUGGAAGAACAACCACCCGUGCAAUGACUGUCACAAGACUUUUGGGCGAAGCUCAGAUCUCAAAAGACAUAUGAGCACCGUUCAUCUCGGGCUUCGGAGGUACAGCUGUGAGCUUUGCGACCGGCGUUUCAGUCGCCAGGACAGUCUCGCUAGACAUGAUUGUGUUGACAAGCACCGCAACACUGGGAAGUCUACCGGCCACGCUGAGCCGUCUUCGCUUGUGCCCAGUCCGCGGCAACGAUCGUCGAACCGACGCUCAGCUAGCUAA
Molecule: messenger RNA, 1086 nt
Organism: Penicillium coprophilum
Lineage: Eukaryota; Fungi; Ascomycota; Eurotiomycetes; Eurotiales; Aspergillaceae
Exons: 3
Coding region: 1-1086 (361 amino acids)
Cellular component (GO): nucleus
Source: RefSeq, a predicted model, not a curated record